GCUGGUGGGUUUAUUACGAAACAUUUCGUCGACGUUUCUGCCGGUUUUCAAGUCAUUUGUGUGUCUUUUUGUCUUGUCAUCGCUGCUAUUGCAAUCAAGCAUGCGCUUCUCAUCUCUUCUCUCCUUCGCCAUAGCGAGCGCAUCCAUCUGCGCUGCGCUGCCAACAGAUUUGACCAACUUCCUUCUCGUCACCACCUCGCAGAUAGAUGCUAGUGCGAAUACCUCCGAACUCAAAGCUGUAUCCGCCACCUCGUUAUUUGACCCCUUCCACCAACCCGCUCUUCUCCUCCGCUUAACAGGCCCCGGUUACGGUUCGCUCCCCAACUUCACUCUGACCGACGGGACGCUUUCCACCAUCGCCUUAGCGCCUUUCGGUAACACAUAUCGUCGUUUCAACAGCACGGUUGUGACAACUGGGUCGGAGUUGCAGUUCCUCGCUUCGGUGCAGCCAACGGGCAAUAUCGCGUUGGACGAGGGAUACCUCUUGACUGUCGACGGUCAGAGGGAAGGCUGGACGAUAUGUGAGGGUGCUUUGAGUAAUGAGGUCUUGAGCUGGAGGGGCAAUGCGAGUGAUUGCACAAAGACGUAUGUGCAUGCUGUGUUGAAGGCACCGUACUAGACUCGAAUAUAUUCGGGAGCGUGAAUACCUUGGCCAAUUCCAGUAAAACAGAAAUGAUGUCUGAUGGCAUAGUCCCAUGAAAAUUGUUUCUCAUCCUGUGCCGUUGAGGAACUUGCGCCACCAGACUGUUUCCGCGUCCAGGAACCAUGGACUCGCUGCUGCGAUUAGUUCUUCUGGUGAUGGCGCUGUUCGGGGAUCCAAGUGUGCGAGAGCCAUGACGAAGACGUCGCAAGUUGUUAGGCUUGUACGUGC
Messenger RNA from Alternaria rosae, 871 nucleotides. RefSeq lists its product as uncharacterized. The record is from RefSeq and is a predicted model, not a curated record. Lineage: Eukaryota; Fungi; Ascomycota; Dothideomycetes; Pleosporales; Pleosporaceae. The transcript has 2 exons. Bases 101 to 619 code for a protein of 172 amino acids.